UACAGACAGGGCAGGUAACAUUUGGUACUAAUUGCAAAUGAGGCACAGCUGUGUUGAGAGAGAGGGACUAGACUGAGAAGAAGAGGAAGUGUGGAUGAUGAAUAAUUUUUAUUUUUAGACAAGAUUAUAGACUGCUGCUGCCCUCCUCUAUCUUUCAUCUGCAUUGUCAUUUCUGUUUAGCCCAGUUCAUUGGUGAGGAAGUUGCUGAUGUUCCAGCAGCUCUUUGAUAAUGAUUUUGGUCUGUGAGAGAAUUUCACAGGAAGUAAGAAGAGAUCACCAAGGACCAUGGCAGACGGUGGGAGCUUCAAUGUCAACAUCUGUGAAAUAGAUGCUGACUAUGAGAACCUUGAAGAGGGUGAACCAGAACAGGACUCCUUCCUGCAGUACAUGGUUGAACUAGCAGCCAGCACCCAGAGCUGCCCUGAAACCCUGGAGAUGGAUGUGAUCAGAGAACGCAAAGACAGCAGCUCGACCAGCAGCGACGACACGCAGGAUGAGGCCCCUGACACAGAGCAUAUCAGCUCUCUGCAGAGGCAACACUGGUCAGCUGCUACACUAAAGGUCCUCUCUUCGAUGCCAAGUCGCACUGCUGGGCAAAAUAGUGCUGCAGUCAUUUCCCGGCGUUUCCGUCAUCCCCAGCUACACCGACACCAGACGUCUUCCCGUGAUUCCUUUCAGCCCUCUGGACUGAUCCAGGUCGACUUUAGCGAAGCUGAUGUGGUGGAAGUCAGUGCUGAAGAAAGCAAGAUGGAGCAGUUGGCUUCCAACUUUCGAGGCCUCUCACUGAGUGAGGGCAUGCGCAAGCUGCGAGCCAUGCCCCUCAGCCUGGGAGAGAAGAUGGAGCUCAGGCGACUUGCUUUCAGUGAUGAAGUGAAAAGCUCACUCAUCAGCAGAAACAUCCCCUGCUACAGAAGUCUCAGUGAGGGUAUUUCGAGGACAUGGCGUCACUGCAUGUUCAGCUGCCUCCCCAUCCUCAGCUCCCUCCAGCUGUGGCAUUCAGCCAUGAAGAGACUGAGUGGGCGUUACGGAACCGGGGUGCUCUCCUACUUCCUGUUUCUCCGAACCCUCCUGCGCUUUAACCUCCUGCUCUUCGUCAUCAACGGCCUGUUCGUGGUCUUCCCUCAAGCCGUCCACCCUCCUUGUCAUCCUCCUAAUAACAAUUACACUCCCACUGGCCUGGAGCUUUUCACUGGCACUGGCUACCUCACUCAGAGUAUUAUGUUUUAUGGCUACUACACCGGGAGCAUCACCGAAACUUGUCAAUCUCCUGAGUCGACCCAGACAAUGCCAUACAACAUACCUGCAGCAUACUUCUUCACCAUUGCCAUCGCUUUCUUCAUUAUCUGCAUGAUCCUGGUGUACAGGAUAUCCAAGUCCAUCGGGAAAAGUUUUCAUGUCCUCAAGUCUAACGGGAAUCUGGCGGUACAAGUUUUCUGCACAUGGGACUUUAAGCUCAGCAAGAAGUCAUCAGUCCGAUUUCUGUCUGAGAAAAUCAGCACUCAGCUCAAAGAGCUCCUGUCUGAGGUGAUCAGCCAGGAGGAUGAGAAGAGCUGCAUGCAGCGACUCUGCCGCCUCUCGGUGCAUCUGUUGGCAUGGGCAAUGUGUCUAGCCAGCAUCUUCCUGGGCACCAUGGGAGUCUACUACCUGUCAGAGGACCCCACUGAGGAGAGUCCUGACGCGUUUAAGCUGCUGCGCUUAUCUGCUGUGGUGUCCAGCCUUAACCUGUUACUACCCGGCCUCUUCAACCUGUGUGCCUGGGUAGAGAGACAAGACUCACCCAGUGUUCGUGUCUAUGUCUCCAUCUUCAGGAACCUGUUGCUGAAGGUCAGUAUUGUUGGAGUGCUGUGUUACCGCUGGCUGGGGAAAAUUGCAGAGGGACCAGAAAAUCAUGAUUUAAAGUGUUGGGAAAGCUUUGUGGGGCAAGAACUGUAUCGCUUGCUCCUGAUGGACUUCAUCUUCACUGUCAUUUACAUUUUUCUGGGCGAGUUCCUGUGGAGGCUAUUUUCCAAGCAAGUGCUGAAAAGGAACAGGAAGCCAGUGUUUGACAUUGCUCGUAAUGUGCUGGAGCUCAUAUACGGACAAACUCUAACUUGGCUUGGGGUGCUGUUUGCCCCACUGCUUCCUGCAGUCCAAAUCAUAAAACUGUUUGUGCUGUUUUACAUGAAGAAGAGCAGUCUGAUGCUCAACUGUCAGGCCUCCAGAAAGCCCUGGAGGGCCAGUCAGAUGACAACUCUAUUCAUCUCUCUUUUGUUCUUCCCCUCAUUUCUCGGUUCUGCGGUAUCAGUUAGUUACACAAUUUGGAAGAUUAAACCUUCAUCGGGGUGCGGUCCUUUCAGGAAUCUCACCACAAUGUUUCAGUCAGGGAAGCUUUGGCACCAGAAGCUGGAGAGCACCUACCCAGUCCUUUCUUGGCUCAGUUGGGUCUAUAACUCUCUGGUAGAGAACCCAUUGUUCUUAUUCCUCGCAUCUGGAGUCUUAAUAAUGGUGAUAUAUUUUCACACUCAAGUUGUUGAUGGCCAAAGGAGAAUCAUCAGUCUGUUAGAAAAGCAAAUUGAAAAUGAGGGUAAGGACAAAAAGUUCCUCAUCACCAAAUUGCAAGACAUUUGUGAACAGAACAGUGUGGUUUCCCCUCAGAGAUAAGUUUGUGCCUCAACAACAAUAACAACAUACUGUAGCAAUGGUGAGAUAGUAUCUCAUCAGUGACAAGCAUCUCAGCUUUGAUCACAACUGUGGAAAGACGAUUGUCAACAUUACUGGGAAUGUCACUGCCAAUCUAGAGCUAAAACAAUAGUAAAAGCAAACCUGUGACAGUAGAGUA
Lates calcarifer (barramundi perch) is the source of this 2818-nucleotide messenger RNA. It is a transcript of the gene tmc6a, whose product is annotated as transmembrane channel-like protein 6. Lineage: Eukaryota; Metazoa; Chordata; Actinopteri; Centropomidae. The transcript has 21 exons. The coding region runs from base 286 to 2640 and encodes 784 amino acids. Gene Ontology annotation, molecular function: mechanosensitive monoatomic ion channel activity. Gene Ontology annotation, cellular component: plasma membrane. The record is from RefSeq and is a predicted model, not a curated record.